This is a messenger RNA of Cladocopium goreaui, 3390 nucleotides long. The record is from the annotation of a GenBank genome assembly. NCBI's taxonomy places the organism in Eukaryota, Dinophyceae, Suessiales, Symbiodiniaceae.
AUGUUUCUAUCUGUUUGCCUGUCAGGUUCAGCUCCUCUUGAUGCGAGCUAUGCUGAGAGCUCAUCGGCUUUCUCUACGAAGCAAGUCAUCGGUUACUUUUGGUCAGUUGAGCUGCUGCGAAAGCAUUCCAAGCCGAUUCCCAAGAAGUUAAGCUCCCUGAAUCACCAAGGACGUGUUGUCAAGGGAGUUACCCUCGAUGAGUUUGCAGUGGGUACUAUCGAGGUUUCCACGCUGUCUACCCGAGGGGCUAAGAGAAUUGCGGAGCUUGCCAAAGAUGAUUCCGAUCAUGAGGGGGAGGCAAGUGCAGCCUUUGAGAUUGCGCAGAAGAAGUUGAGGGUUGCUGGUGUCAGCAAUGACGAGAACAAUGAGAUUAGCUUGAAGAUGCCGGGGAAGUCAGAGGACGAUACGGAUGAGCUCCAUGCUAUCCUGUUUGGGGAGAGAUCUCGGAAAGAGAAACAGGGAUCAGAUGAUGAGCAGGAGAAAAAGCGCAGGGCGACCGCGAGAAACAAGAAGGCCAUGAGUUUGCCUGGCAAGCCUACUUCUCAGGCUGAUGGUGGCAGUGCACCUUCUUCGGAAUCUGGCGGAGCAGCUUCAUCGUCCGCUGGGUGGAACAUGAAUCACAUGAACGGGCCUGUGAAUCACAAGAAAGCCGCCAGUGAAUCCAAGGAAUUGGAUAAGGCAGAGGCUUUAGUCCUCAGCGUCAACCAGUUGAAGUUCCAGGUGCAGGAAGAGUCUUCAAUCAUGCUUAUCACCUUGAAGACUGUGCGGGCUUUGAUUGACAAGGUGUCCCACCGAUUGACUCCUGAAGCCACCCAGUUCUUUAUGGACGCAGUCAAGCGCAAUGGCAGCUCUAGCCGGGCUGCUACAGUCUGGCAGUCCCUGAAGGAUGCCAAGGAUGCAAUCGACGAAUUUGUCGAAGCUCUGCAGGAUUCUGAAGCAUCCCCACAGACUGUGACAACCAGAUCUUCCAGAUUGAAGGAGUUCGGCAUCCAACUGCCGAGGAAUGUGAACUUUGUCAUCUGCAAGAAGAAUGCCGAAGAACUCUUGCAGCAAGGGCAACUUGACCAAUUGUUCCUCUUCCUGGAUCCUUCCAAGCAUUCUCAGGAUACGGGAAUCAUGAGUGUGCUGCCGCCAACGGACAAUGAGGACAAACGAAAAGACAUGGUGCGGGAAUUCCAGGUGGGGUGCAUCUCUCACUUGAUCAACAGCUUGCUGCUCAAAGAGUUUCAAUCCACUCUUUCCGGCAAAGAGUUUGAAGACGAGAAGAAGAAGUUCAUGCUGGGAUGUGUCCAAUCAUUGGUUGAUUUCCUUCAGGGUCUCAAGGUGUCCAGCAUCUACGACAAUGCUUUUCCUGAGAAGACGUCCGUGAGAGAGGAUUUGGAGCGCAUCAUGUUCAUUGCAAAACGUUUGAUGUCGCCAGACCCAUUGAGUGCAGCCGAGUGCGAGUCUGUCCAGUCUGCGAAGAGCUUGCUCUUGAAAAAAGGGUCCCAUUUCCACACCGGCCUCGUCACCUUCCCUGUGGGUUCAUGGAUCAUGGAAUUUGUGGGGUCGAUGCUUACCCAGUCCAGGAAUGAUCAGCUCCUCGCAAAAGAGUUUGAGGGCGUCUUUGAUUUUGCCGAGAACUUGAAGAUCACUGUGGAUGGAGUCAUCAAGAAGGACAAAGAGACUGGAGCCAUUGAUAUCUUCAUCCCAAAUCAGGGAAAGUUUGCGGACAUGUCGGCCAAGUACUUUGCUUUCAUGGACGAAGCAUCAGACAGUGCCAAGGCUUUGAUGGAAAAGCAGCACACUGUUGUCCGCCAUCGCAUUGAGCAGCUCAUGGCUGCCCUUAUUGAUGCAGCUGCCGGGAAGCUUGAGGAUUGCUUUGAGAAGCUCGGCAACAAGUUGUGUUCAUGCUUUGGCACCAGCGGCGGGAAUGGUGAGCUGUGGACAGAAGCAAAGUCUUCUGAGUGUUGUCAGAGUUUGGUUUCCAUGAUCGGUAUGCAACCGUGGCCAAAGAUUCAAUUGGCAAAAGUUCUUGGGAAGAGCCAUGCCCUCAGCAUGGACAAGUUGACAGCUUCUGUUGUCUCCUUCGGUCAAUGCUUGCAGAAAGCCUUCCCAAAGCUUCUUGCUUUGAAGGACUCGGAAGCCACACAAGAAGUGUUGAUGAGCCCCGAAAUCCGAGAUUUUUUCCACAUGCUUCACAACAGAGAGGUUGCAAGUGCCAUGUCGAAGCUUACGCCCAAGCUGGCUCCUGCUACGACAACACUGCUUGGACUCAUCGACACGAAGGUUGGCCAAUUCCUCAGCAAGACAGCUGAUACCUUUGGCAGCUUCCUGACAGGCAUUUUGGAGACGGAACCCCAAGUUUCCUCACUCUUACAAGCCAGCGUUGUGGGCAUAGCCGACUUUGAGAUUGACGACAAGAACACGGGCAAAGCAGAGAGCGAGAUUGACUUCGGUGCCAUUUUCACAGCCUUUGAGCAGUACUUUGCACAGGGCAAGCUUGCUAAGCUCAAACUUGGAGAGAAAGAGAUCUCGGUUGACGUUUCAUUCCUAUGCGUUGCAGGUUCUUUGCAGCAAAUGUCAAAGUACGUGCUCACAGUGAAGGAGCUUGUUGAGACUGGCGCCCUUCAGGGCGACUUUAAGGAAUUGAUUCGGGCGCACAUGCAAUGUCUAGCUGAGAAGAAGGAAUUGCCCAAGUCUGAUUCAAAGCUCAGCUUUUUCAAGGUGAUCCCUCAGUAUUUGCCCAACUUGGUCAAUGCUGCACAGUCCCAUCAGGCCAUGGUGGGUAAGCUGGGCGAAUCGAUUGCCAAUGCCGACCAGAUCAAGGAGUACUACAAUGCGUUGCUUGGCGUUUUGGUUUCUUCCUUCAAGCAAGGACUUGCCGAGUGUGCCUCGGAAUUGAAAGCCAUGGAGGACUUGUUUGAUGAGAACUUCGGCAAGAUUCGGCAGCAGCAUUCGGUUCCUUGCGUGUUCCACGCCAAUGUGCUCGACCGUGAGGCUAUUGGCAAGCUAUGUCAUGAUGCAGGUGUCAAGACGGUGUUGUUCGCUGCCAGCAAAGCUGGCAGCCAAUGUGCGCUGAUGCAGGCAUUCAUUGAGAGUGUCAAGUCGCUAUCCCUGAUUCAAAAAGAUCUUGGCAGUGAAGUGGCUGCUUUGAUGAGUGACAUGCAGGCCUUUGCCAAAUCCAACAGCCAGAAGGUCAUGCCCACAGAUGCUGAGAAAGUGACCUUAGCUCAUGUGAGCUAUUUCCAAGGUAGUGUUUCGCUAUCGCAAGCCAUGGUUCGAACCUUGAACCCAGGAGAGACCCGUACUGGCCUCAUUUCAAAAUGUUUGAGCUUGCUCGAAAAGAGCAAGAUGGUGGCUGAUCCGACUUUGGCAAAGAAAGCCUCUCAAGCAUUGGCUGGUAAGUGA